Molecule: messenger RNA, 1760 nt
Organism: Galdieria sulphuraria
Lineage: Eukaryota; Rhodophyta; Bangiophyceae; Galdieriales; Galdieriaceae
Product: sugar-phosphate:phosphate translocator, DMT family isoform 2
Exons: 9
Coding region: 11-1705 (564 amino acids)
Biological process (GO): protein O-linked glycosylation via fucose; GDP-fucose import into Golgi lumen
Cellular component (GO): Golgi apparatus
Molecular function (GO): antiporter activity
Source: RefSeq, a predicted model, not a curated record
GACAAUCAAAAUGUUUGAGACCAUGAAAAAGUCUUCUCAAGUGUUGACUGCCGUAGUCUUUUAUUGGAUAGUGUCUAUUAGCUUGGUUUUCAUUAACAAGUUACUUUUCAGUGGAAAGUCUUUUCAAGUGAAUGCGCCGUUAUUUAUUACUUGGUCUCAGUGUCUAGUAACUGUAUUUUGUUGUUAUGCACUGGGUGGACUUUCAUGGACGAAGAUGCCUCAGUUUGAAGUACAUUGGAAAACUUGUGUGCAGUUACUUCCCCUUUCUUUCAUCUUUACUCUUAUGGUAGUGUUCAAUAAUAUAUGUCUGAAAUAUGUCGAAGUGUCCUUUUAUCAAGUGGCUCGAUCUCUAACCAUCAUUUUUAACGUAGCGCUUGACUUUAUGCUUCUUGGACAGCAAACAUCUCCUGCUGCUAUUUUCUGUUGUCUGAUUGUAGUUUCAGGUUUCUGGUUGGGUAAUCGAGAAGAGUUACGAUGGUCACUUAUCGGUGUUAUUUCUGGAGUUACUUCCAGCUUUUUUGUUGCUAUGAAUGCUAUUUAUGUGAAGAAAAUGUAUCCGUUUGUAGACAAUGAUCCGUGGAAGAUUACAUUAUAUAACAAUGUGAAUGCUUGUCUAUUAUUUCUUCCUUUUAUUUACUUCAGUGGAGAAGUGAAUACUUUGAUGUCCUCCGAAAAUGUUUCCAAUCCUUCUUUCUGGAUCAUGUUGUCUAUGAGUGGCCUACUAGGCAUUUUGAUUUCCUUUGCUACUGCCACGCAAAUCAAAUAUACGAGUCCUUUGACUCAUAAUGUUUCUGCCACAGCCAAAGCUGCAGCCCAAACUGCUAUCGCAUUGCUUCUCUUUCAAAACCCAGUAACUGGUCUUGGACUUGCGAGUAUCUGUAUUGUUUUGUUGGGUUCGUUGAGUUAUUCCAUUGUACGUCGGAGAGACCUAAUAAUGAAGUUACGAAUUUUAUUCCUAGGAGAUACCGGUGUCGGUAAAAGUGUAAGAAUGGAAAAGAGUUUUUGUAAUUCAUUAUUGGAUAAAACUUAUUAUUAUUUCUUGCACGAAAGUUUAAGACCUACAAAGGGGUUUUCGAUUUCUUGUAUUAUAUUGCCGUUAUCUGUUGAAAGAGAGACUAUGGAAAGGAAAACUAUCGUAGAACUAUGGGAAUGGGGUGGUUUUCCAACCAGUACGAGUGUUUUUCAACGUGCUUUCCGUAGUGUUCCUUUCGAUGGCAUUGUAUUUGUGUAUGACUUGACUAUUUCUUCAACAAGAGAUAGUUUAUGGAAGUAUUGGGCAGUUCAAGUUCAAAAUAGCUUUGGAGAUGUGGAAGGAGGUAUAGAAAGAGACAAUCGAAACUCUUAUUCCUUUUGGAGAGAGAGUGGGUCUUUGAAAAAGGCAGGAGAAACUUUGAGAUAUCUUUUCCUUCAAAUCCUUUCUUCUGUUUUACCUUAUGUUAACCAGCAAUGGAAAGAGAAAAUGGAAACUUAUUAUUUAUAUGAAUUAAGUCAACAGUUUCCAGUAGCAGUAAUAGGGAAAAAGUCGGAUAUUUGGAGCCAACGAAGAAAACUAAAACUACACAAGUCUAAUCCUACUCAUGACAAGAACAUCUUUUAUGGCCCAUUUCAUACGGAACAAGCAAUUGUUGGUCAGGAUCGAUGCUUUUGGAAUUUUCUUAGUGCAGUGUUGGAACGUAAAUCUAACAAGAUAAAUAAAUACUACUAGUCACUCACAACCCAUCAUAUCGUAAUCAACUGUGUAUAAAUGAGUCAAAAGGGUA